UUUUAAACCACUGCAGGUUUCUCAAAGCAAUAUUACUUUGUUGACUUUGUGUAGAAACUUAAACAAGUGUGCGCAAAAUGUCGGAGCUACAAACAUUUAUAGAUCCGGAGUCGGGAAGUUGUAAAAGCAGAGAAGUUGACCAGCCAGAUGAUAACACGAACAAGAAAGCAGACACCCCCGCAGAUGAAAAGCAAUCGUCGUCGGGUUUGUUGUAUGGAUUGAACGAUGUACCUCCAUGGUAUCUUUGCAUAGCCUUUGGUUUACAGCACUAUCUGGUCGCUAUCGGAUCCUUAAUUGGAAUUCCAAUGAUGUUGGCUUCCAAGUUAUGCAUCCCAGAUGAUGGAGAGGGGGACCUAGGACGAGCCAACUUGAUCAGCGCAACGUUUGUCGUGUCAGGGGCUUGCACGUUGAUUCAAACCACAAUAGGAAACAGACUUCCAAUCAUGCAAGGAAUCUCAAUCGCGUUUCUUCCGCCAACUCUUGUGAUCUUGUCACUUCCGCAUAACCAAUGCCCUCCAGCGCUACCUGACGGCUACAUGAAUACAAAUGUGACUCUGUACAACGACAGCGGUCUCAUCAUCGACGGGCAAGAAGUUUGGCAUCGCAGAAUAAGAGAGGUUCAAGGAGCUAUCGUAAUUGGUGCGUUUUUUGAAUUUCUUCUCGGGGCCACAGGGGCAGUUGGGUUUCUUAUGAGAUUUAUUGGUCCUUUGACGAUCGUUCCUACUGUUACAUUGAUUGGGUUGGACCUGUUUACAACUGCGGCGCGUUGUGCAGAAGUUCAAUGGGGAGUCGCUUUUUUCACUAUUACGGUGUUGACUCUAUGCUCUCAGUAUUUGAAAAAAGUUGAAGUUCCUUUCCCGAAGUUUAGUUUUCGACGUCGAAAAUGGUACAUGGAAAAAAGUGGCAUUUUUAGAAUGUUUCCUGUUUUGAUUGCCUUGUUAUCAGCGUGGUUACUUUGCUUCAUACUGACCGUCACCGAUGUAUUUCCCAACGACCCAUCCAAACCGUACUACAAAGCACGAACAGAUUUACGAGCAAAUGUUAUAUAUAAUAGCCCAUGGUUUCGCUUUCCCUACCCGGGGCAGUGGGGUUUACCUAUUGUGACAAUUGGAGGUGUCAUUGGGAUGUUAGCUGCGAUAAUAUCCAGCACUAUUGAAUCUAUUGGUGAUUACCACGCGUGUGCUCGCUUAGCUGAUGUACCACCACCCCCAAGUCAUGCCUUGAACAGAGGAAUAAUGAUGGAAGGAAUUGGAGUUAUGCUAGCAGGUCUUCUCGGAACCGGAUCCGGGACAACCUCUUUCAGUCAAAAUGUUGCGGCAAUUGGGAUAACUCGUGUAGGAAGCAGAAGAGUCCUUCAAACGGCUGGCAUCAUGUUCAUGUUUCUUGGAUACUUCAGCAAGUUCGGAAGUAUAUUCGUCACUUUACCUGAUCCUGUUAUUGGAGGCAUGUUCUUCGCCAUGUUUGGAAUGAUAUCCGCUGUUGGGUUGUCUAAUCUGAAAUACGUUGACCUCGACUCGAACAGAAACAUCUUUGUCAUUGGAGUCUCUCUAUUCAUGGGAUUGGCUAUAGCGAAUUGGACGAAAGCAAAUUCUUCCGCAAUAAAAACUGGAGUCACCGAAAUUGAUCAGAUAUUUACAAUCAUACUGUCAUCUGCUAUGUUGGUAGGAGGGGUGGUUGGGUUUUUCCUGGACAACACUUUGCCUGGUACUGAAUCCGAGCGUGGAUUGAAAGCCUAUAAUGUCAAAGAGAAUGAACAUGGGUCGAGCUACCAAUCGAAAAUAGAUGAAAGUUACAAUCUUCCUUUCCCGACGACGUGCUGCAGAUUUGCCCGCUACUUUCCAUUUAUGCCUAACUACAAGAGCAAUACAGAAAAAUCUUAAUUGAAACAUGGAAAUGAGAAGACAAGUUUAUAAAUAGCAUUGGUUCCAAUGACCGGGUAGACUAAUUCUCUGCUAAAAUAAACAACCAAACGCCU
Messenger RNA from Ciona intestinalis (vase tunicate), 1975 nucleotides. Lineage: Eukaryota; Metazoa; Chordata; Ascidiacea; Phlebobranchia; Cionidae. The record is from RefSeq and is a predicted model, not a curated record.